AUGGCGCCCCCCUCGAUCCUCUCCCCCGAUGACAAGGCCAAAGUAAAAAAGGCCGUCCCCACCUCGAGCAGCUCAAACAAGAUCGUCACCGCCACCGUCGCUAGAGUUUAUCAUGCCAAACCCGGCGCUAAUUCCUGGUCGUACUCUGGAGUCGAAGGCGCGAUGGUGUUCUGCGCCGACAAGGCUAAAGGCGGUCUAUGGUUCCGACUAGUCGACCUCACUGCAAGCGUGAUCUGGGAACACGAACUCCCGAACGAGAUUGAGUACAACCAGGAAAAGGCAUUCUUCCAUACCUGGCAAGGCGAUGAUCAAUCAUUCGCAUUCGUAUUUCCCAGCGAGACUGAAGCCCACUCGUUCUACAAAAAGGUCGCCAACCGCUCCAAAUACGCUACCAAGAUCAAAGAGAAGAAGGAGCCUGCGGAGAAGAAGGAAAAGUCUACACCCACCAAGAAGAAGGGCGGUAAAGCCAAGAUCGACAAAUCCAUGAUCUCUGGUCCCUCUGUUGGGUCAUUCCGACACGUCGCCCAUAUGGGCUUCGACUCUGAAAAGGGUUUCUCUUCCUCUGGUGUCGAUCCCAGCUGGCAAAAGCUGCUCGAACAGUUGACGCAGAAAGGGUUCUCGGAGAAGGAUAUCCAGAAUAAUCAGCAGUUUAUCCAAGACUUUGUUGAGCAGCAGGGUGGUAUCGAAAAGGCGACGGCUCCAAAGAAACCACCCCCUCCCCCAGCCCCAACCUCUCGCCGAAAGCCCGCUCCUCCCCCACCCGCAUCCCGCGCCAACAGAACAAGCACAAUCACCUCGCCCUCUUCCCCCGCUCCAUCUUCUCCCAUACCCCCUGCUCCCCCAGCCCGAACAUCAGCCGCGCCCUCAGCGCCCCCUCCUCCGCCCCCGCCUCCUCCAGCACGAACAGCAGCGCCUCCUGCCCCUCCACCACCAGCGCCCCCAGCGCCCCCGGCAAGAAGCAACGUCCCUCCCCCACCACCCCUCCCUCCAACCCGCUCUUCCGCCCCCUCGGCCCCUCCCCCUCCUCCUCCCCCUCCCGCUCGCCCAUCAGCCCCUCCCACAUCCCCCCCCCCCCCCCCCGCCGGAGCCGGCGGCGGCCACUCGGCCCUCUUUGCGUCUAUCCAAGGUAAAGGCGUCGGCAAUCUUCGUAAAGUCGACCCCACUGAACAGAAGGUGUCGCCCCUGGCUGGAGGCAGUGUGGUGGCUGGUGCGGCUGGGGGAGCUGUGGUUGGUGCUGGGGCUGCGGCGGCUGUAGCGUCUACGCAGGAAGACAAUGGUGGUGAUCUGGCGUCGAGUCUAGCGGCGGCGUUGAGUAAACGAAAGGCUGAUAUCGGGUCGGACGAUGAAGAUGAAGAAAGCGACGACGAGUGGGACUAG
This is a messenger RNA of Cryptococcus wingfieldii CBS 7118, 1377 nucleotides long. Its product is annotated as wiskott-Aldrich syndrome protein. NCBI's taxonomy places the organism in Eukaryota, Fungi, Basidiomycota, Tremellomycetes, Tremellales, Cryptococcaceae. The record is from RefSeq and is a predicted model, not a curated record. The transcript is spliced from 8 exons. The coding region runs from base 1 to 1377 and encodes 458 amino acids. Gene Ontology annotation, molecular function: small GTPase binding; actin binding. Gene Ontology annotation, biological process: regulation of Rho protein signal transduction.